Penicillium olsonii is the source of this 468-nucleotide messenger RNA. The record is from the annotation of a GenBank genome assembly. NCBI's taxonomy places the organism in Eukaryota, Fungi, Ascomycota, Eurotiomycetes, Eurotiales, Aspergillaceae.
AUGUCGCUCGUGUCCGGCGAGAAGACGAACUUCCAGUUCAUCUUGCGUCUGCUCAACACCAAUGUUGACGGCAAGCAGAAGAUCAUGUACGCGCUGACCCAGAUCAAGGGUGUCGGUCGCCGUUACUCCAACCUGGUCUGCAAGAAGGCCGAUGUCGACCUCAACAAGCGUGCUGGUGAGCUCACCACCGAAGAGCUGGAGCGCAUUGUCACCAUCCUCCAGACUCCUACCCAGUACAAGAUCCCCACCUGGUUCCUUAACCGACAGCGCGACAUCACCGAUGGCAAGGACACCCAGGUUGUUUCCAACAGCCUCGACUCCAAGCUCCGUGAGGACCUUGAGCGCUUGAAGAAGAUCCGCUCCCACCGCGGUCUGCGUCACUACUGGGGCCUCCGUGUCCGUGGUCAACACACCAAGACCACUGGCCGCCGCGGUCGCACCGUCGGUGUCAGCAAGAAGAAGGGCUAA